CUCAGCCAACCACCAUUACCAGACCUUAAAAAUCAGAACUUCUUCUACAAAGCACACAGUAUUCUCUGAGUUUCAAUCAGAAAAACAAAAACAAAAGCAGAAUUGAAAUGAAAAACCAAGAAAACAGAAACAAAAACAGCAUAACAUGCGAAAACUUACCUUCAUUUCUCUCUUCAUUCGUUGACACUUUCGUUGAUUUCACUGUAACCGACGGCCUAUUUCUCCCAAACACACUUCCUCAAAAUGCCCCUGAAACGCCACCACCAAUGGCCGCCCACUACCCGUCUCCGGAUCGUCUGAUUGCCAUCGGUGAUCUCCACGGAGACCUGGAAAAAUCAAGGCAAGCUUUCAGAUUGGCUGGUUUGAUCGACGGCUCUGAUCGCUGGACAGGUGGGUCCACAACGGUGGUUCAAGUGGGCGAUGUGCUUGACAGAGGGGGUGAAGAGAUAAAAAUUCUUUAUUUGCUGGAGAAGCUGAAGAGGGAAGCUGAGAAAAAUGGAGGUAAAGUUUUGACCUUGCAUGGAAAUCAUGAGAUUAUGAAUGUUGAAUUUGAUUUUAGGUUUGUGACUGAAAAGGGUUUGAAAGAAUUUGAGAAUUGGGGGUUUUGGUAUGGUGCCGGUAACAAAAUGAAGUCUUUGUGUGUUGGUUUGGAUAAGCCUAGGGAUUUGUUUGAUGGGGUGCCUUUAUUUUUUAAGGGUGUGGAUGCAAAGUAUUGGAAUGGCAUUAGGAGUAGGAUGGCGGCGUUGAGGCCGAGUGGACCCAUUGCAGAGCGGUUUUUGAGCAAGAAUGUUACAAUUUUGGUGGUUGGGGAGUCAGUUUUCGUCCAUGGCGGGUUGUUGAAGGAGCAUGUGGAGUAUGGAUUGGAGAGGAUUAAUGAAGAAGUAAGGGAUUGGAUUAAUGGGUUAAGUGGGAGUCGGGCGCCAUGGUAUUGUAAGGGGAGGGAUGCUGUGGUGUGGUUGAGGAAGUUUUCAGAUGAUUAUAAGAAAUGUGAUUGUUCGUUGCUUGAACAUGCUCUAGCAACGAUUCCUGGUGCGAAGAGGAUGAUUAUGGGGCAUACAAUUCAGGAUUUGGGGAUUAAUGAUAUUUGUGAUGGUAAAGCUAUAAGGAUCGAUGUGGGUAUGUCCAAGGGAUGUGGUGAUGGAUUGCCUGAGGUUUUGGAGAUUUUUGGGAACAAGGAAUUGCGGGUCUUGACAUCAAAUCCGUUGUAUCAGAACAAGAACAAAGAUUAUUUGGAUGCUUAUAGGAAGGAGGGGCUUGUUUUUCUGAAACCAGAACAGGGACCUAGACAAGUUGAGGUGAAGGCUUAGUUAUUAUUUAUGCAGUCUCUUGAACAUAAUUGUUUUCCAUUUGUAGCCUGGCAAGAACUAAAUUAUUGGAUGGGGCUCUAGAAUUCUGAAACAUUGAUGUAGGUUAAUUUAAUCAAUACAAAGAUGAAAGAUACUUGAAUGCAUUUUUGAGUAUCGAAUUCUUGAAUUGAGCUUCUGUUGUUAAAUUGUAGUUUCAUUAGGUCUUCUUCGUUGCCCUUCGAAGGAUUAUGUAUAGUCUAAUACUGCUAAGAGUCUUUCACUAUUAGCAAUAGUAAUGAUAAUAAAAACAACAAUUCGAAGAUAACUCAUCAUGAAGUUCUUCACUUCUUCCUUCUAGCAUAUUCUAUGUUUUGCAUUUAGUAUUGUUGCUUUUGUUCUUUGAGCAGUUGCAUGUGAAGUAUAUAGCUAGUUUGUGUUCAUAAUUCAUUGCGCUUUGUUGCCAU
Pistacia vera is the source of this 1750-nucleotide messenger RNA. Its product is annotated as shewanella-like protein phosphatase 2. Bases 108 to 1307 code for a protein of 399 amino acids. The transcript has a single exon. Lineage: Eukaryota; Viridiplantae; Streptophyta; Magnoliopsida; Sapindales; Anacardiaceae. Gene Ontology annotation, molecular function: hydrolase activity. The record is from RefSeq and is a predicted model, not a curated record.